Molecule: messenger RNA, 2605 nt
Organism: Gaeumannomyces tritici R3-111a-1
Lineage: Eukaryota; Fungi; Ascomycota; Sordariomycetes; Magnaporthales; Magnaporthaceae
Exons: 3
Coding region: 978-2024 (348 amino acids)
Molecular function (GO): protein binding
Source: RefSeq, a predicted model, not a curated record
UGAAAAGGGGUUAUCCAGGCCAAAUGAACCGAUAGUGAUGGCUCUCCGCUCUUCUUACACGACUCUGUCUGACAUCAACACUAACGAUGGAAAGACCACAUGGGACGAAGUGGCAGGCGGGGGCAGCAUCAAUGGGACAGCAUCAAUGGGACAGAAACAACUACGAAAAGCAGUCAGGCAGGGUGUUGUGCCGGUUUCCCACCUUCCCCAUCAUGCCACUGGGCCUCGAUCCUGUUUUAACGGGGUAAAUCCACAGCCUGCUCCAUCUGCCAUCCCCGCUAGGAGAUGGAGGGCUUGAUCAAAUUGCGUGGGCGGGGCUGAUGAGGGCAGGCGUGAGCUUCACUCGCACUUGCCUCCACCAGCCUUCAUGCUCUCAUUCAUGCCCGUGUCAGCGAGCAACAUGGACCUUGCGGGCUGCCCAAGGUGGUAAGCAGCGUGGCAGCCCAAUCUGACCAGACUUCGGUCGCGUCGUCUCCAUCUCGCCUGGGGGCUGGUGUCGUGCUGAGCGCGUGUUUUUAUCGCCACUAGGCGGCGCCCAAGUGAGACCUGACCCCAGCACCCCAGCCAGGCGACCCCGGCAAGAGCGACCCCGCCUGUCGAGCUGAAAGAUUGAUUUGACGCAAAUCGAAAAAUACAUUUAACCCCCAGUCAGUGCGCGCGCCGCCACCAGCUCCAGCCGCGCGCUCGCUCGAAUUCUAACCCCAAACUAAGAUCCUGCCAGCCAGCACCAACAGCCAAGGGUCGGGGUCCUUGCCACCCGACGCUGCUGCCUCCCACUCGCCGCUCGGCGCCAUCAUUUCCCCUUUGCGACCGCGCCCGCAUUCCUCCGGUUGGGGCGAAGCCACUGACCCAGGUGCCCAGCCACCACCGAGCCUCGGGGCACACCACAGCUCCUGCCCUCCCGCACGCCCGUGCUCUCCCCCGCCCAGCAGCAGAGACACGCAGCAGCCGCCAGCCCCCUUCCGGAAAACACAUAAAUGGCCGGCACAGCGUCACCCAGCGCGCCAGGUCCCUCUGUCGCCCCACCACCUCUCCCGUCAGGCUGGAUCGCGCAGUGGGACGAGUCCACGCGCAAGUACUAUUACGUCGAGCUUGGCACCGGUCGCUCGCAGUGGGACGUGCCGACGCAGCCCGCGCCCACCGCCAUCAGCACCCCGGCCAACAGCUCCGUCAAUCACCCCUACGGCAUCCCCCCCUCGGGCGCAUCCCCCGCCCAGCAGCCGCGCAUAAUAACUCACCCCGACGGUAGUCAGACCAUACAGCACGCAGACGGCAGGCUGGAACCCAUCCUCCCACCAGGCACCGCCGGAGCACUCGAGGGCACCCGCGGAAUGGACGGACCUAGUGGUGACAGGGGCCUUGGCUCCUUUGCACAAAACGCUCUCAACUCAUUCGCCGGUAAACAAGGUGGCGGCGGCGGCGGCGGUGGCGCUGGCAACUUCGGCGGCAAACUCGUCAGUGGCCUUGCCUCGAGUUUGUUUUCGUCUGGCGGGGACAAGCCGCAGCCCCAAAGCUACCACGGCGCGCCGCAGACGGGGCCGCACUCGUCAGGCGGUCUCGCGGGUGCUGUCAUGGGAGGCGUCGCCACCAUGUUUGGUGGGAGCCAGGGAAAACCGAGCGGAAACUUUGGCUACUCCAAUGCUGGGCCUGCUAGCUACUCGGGCACUGCGCCUCCGAUAUCCUACCAGCCACCCUCUCAACCUGGCACAUCGCCCACUGCCCGCUCCGCCCCGGCCCCCCACUCGCAGCCUUCCCCGUCGUACCAUCAGCCGCAGCAGUCGCCGUCGUUUCAACAACCACAGCACUCACCGGCAUACCAGCAGCCUCCGCACCAACAGCCGCCGGCCCCGUACGGAGGCUACGCGCAACGAUCCACGUACGGAGGUCAGCCGCAAUACGAACACCAUCAGCCUCAACCUCAACCUCCCUAUGGCGGCCAGCAUCAGUACGCUCACCAGCCUGCUUACCCCGGCCACCCUCCUCCGCCCAGCCAGCCAGGUUAUCAAAGUCGUCCACCAUACUAGUAAUCGAGAUAUGACCCAGCGUUCUAUCGGCAGGGACGUUAUUUAACAAUAUACCACGUUUUGAGGCAUCGGUGGCAAGAGAGCGAAAACAGCGGGGGAUACUGCUUGGGAGCUUGCCACUUGACCAUGAGGUUCUGUCAAGAGUCGAAUUUGAGUUCGCUGGUUAAACAUGGAUUAAAUUCUGGAACAAUAAAAUUUCGUAAGGUGGCAAUGUAGUGCCUUGAACUUUCUUAUGUGACAUUUCCUAUGUAGUUUUCCUCUGUGAGAUUUCUUAUGUAACUUUCCUAUAUAAGCUUAAGCUUAUUCUUAUUUCUCUUAUUAUUCUUAUUCCUAUUCCCCCCGUCUUGUAGGUGCGACUGCCAUCUUUUUUGUGGUGGGCGUGGCGGCUCACUGCUCCUUCUUGGAUGACUGCGGCCGGGAGCCGUCGACGGCCAGCUUCUGUACCCAGGCCGCGGCCCGCUGGGCAACGAACCAAAAGAUGGCCGCGACAAAGAGGACGUACACCACGGUCGGGGCAAGGGAUUGGGGCAAGACGUUCAGGAUAAAUGGGUCCAGGAUGAUGUCGACGUGCACGGGCGCCA